UUCUAUUAAAGUACAAUCGUAUGUGUAAGGUACAUGAAAAACCUUUGAAAUCUAACUUAAAUUUUGAAAACCAAUACAGAAGUUGUAACUUAACUAAUUCUGUUGAGUUGAAGGGAGAUGGGACAUGUAUUAUGCAUGCUAACAAGGAACAAUUUUGCACUGAAAUCACAUUGCCUGUCAGUACCAAAACUAUUAAUAAUAAAUCCCAGGUCAUUCAGCAACAGAAAACUCACAACAUAGAGAAAGCCCAUGUAUGCACUGAAUGUGGGAAAGCCUUUAUGAAGAUGUCUCAGCUCACUGAUCAUCAGAGAGUUCAUACUAGGGAGAAACCUUAUGGAUGCAGUCUUUGUGAGAAAGCCUUCGCCAGAAAAUCCAAGCUCACUAGACAUCAGCGAAUUCAUACAAGACUGAAACAAUAUGAAUGCACUGAAUGUGACAAAACCUUCCUCAAGAAAUCACAGUUCAAUAUACAUCGGAAAACUCAUAUGGGAGAGAAGCCGUAUACGUGUAGUGAAUGUGGGAAAGUGUUCAUAAAAAAGUGGCAGCUGAUUUAUCAUCAGCAAACUCAUACCGGGGAGAAACCCCAUGGAUGCAGUCUAUGUGGGAAGACCUUCUCUACAAAGUCUUAUCUCACUAAACAUCAGAAAACUCACACAGGAGAGAAACCUUAUAUAUGCAGUGAAUGUGGAAAAGGCUUCAUUGUGAAGUGUCGUCUUAUUGCACAUCAUCGAACUCAUACUGGAGAGAAACCGUUUAUAUGCAAUGAAUGUGGGAAAGGCUUCACUUUGAUGAACAGCCUUACCACACAUCAGCGAACUCAUACAGGAGAGAAACCCUAUAUAUGUAAUGAGUGCGGAAAAGGCUUCACCAGGAAGAGUCUUCUCAUCAAACAUCAGCGAACACACACAGGGGAGAAACAUUAUGUAUGUAGUGUAUGUGGCAAAGGCUUUACCAUGAAGAGUAAUCUCACUGUACAUCAGCGAACUCAUACUUUAGAGAAACCUUUUAUUUGCAAUGUAUGUGGGAAAGGCUUCACUGGGAAGAGUUAUCUGAUUGUACAUCAGCGAACUCAUACAGGAGAGAAACCCUAUGUGUGCAGUGAAUGUGGAAAAGGCUUCCCAGGGAAGAUGCAGCUCAUUUUACAUCAACGGACUCAUACAGGAGAGAGACCUUAUGUAUGUAGUGAAUGUGGGAAAGGUUUCAAAGCGCACAGUCAUCUCAUCAGACAUCUGCGAACACAUACAAGAGAAAAACCCUUUGUGUGUAGUAUAUGUGGAAAAGGCUUUACCAUGAAGACUAAUCUUACUGUACAUCAGCUAAGUCAUACUUCAGAGAAACCGUAUAUAUGCAAUGAAUGUGGGAAAGGCUUUGCUGUGAAGAGUCGUCUUAUUGUACAUCAGGGAAUUCACACAGGAGAGAAACCCUAUUUAUGCAGUGUAUGUGGAAAAGGCUUCCCAGCAAAGAGUAAACUGAUUGCACACCAACGGAUUCAUACAGGAGAGAAACCUUAUAUAUGUAGUGAAUGUGGGAAAGGCUUCACAGAGAAGUUUAAUCUAAUCAGACAUCAGCGAAAACAUGCAGGAGAGAAAUCCUUUGCAGUUUAUAUGGAAAAGGCUUCACCAUGAAGAGUCAUCUCAGUGUACAUUGGCACAGUCCUACCGGAGAGAAAGUGGACAUAUGCAAGGAAAGUGUCAAAGGCUAAAUUGGGAAAAGUAAUGCUCACUGCACAUUUGUGAAUUCAUAUGGAGCAAAAUUGUAUAUAUAUUCAAUGAAUGUGUAAAGGGCUUCACCAUGAACCUUACUCUAGGUAUACAUCAUCAGCAAACUCAUAUUGGAGAAAAGCCGUACUAAUGAUAUAAAUGUGAAAUCUUUCGGAAGAAGACAUACCUCUUACAAGACUUCCUUUGCAUGUACAGAAUGUGGAAAAUUCUAAUUGAGCAAAAAUGAUCUCAUUACCCAUCAGAAAAUUCACAUAGGAGAGAAAUUCUGUGAAUGUAAUGAAUGUGAAAAAGACUUCACUACAAUUAAUUCGGGAAUUAAUGUUAAUCAAAGAAAACAUACAGGAGAGAAGCCGCAUGGGAACAGCAAUUGUGGGGAAGCUUUUGCCCAUUUGUCAAUCCUUGUUAAAGAUAAGAGAAUUUAUAGAUAGUUGCUUUGGGGAAAACCUGUUUGAGGUUGUAAGCCUUCAAGUAAAUAAUAUGCAUUCAAUUAUGACAAUGUAAAGAAUCUGGUACUAUGUUUACUGAGCAAUUAUAUUUUCUAUCGAUAAAAUCUUUACAAAACUAUUAGAUACAGUCAGCCUUGGUGAAAUAUUUUAGGACACUAUAUGUCUUUAAAAGAGUUUAUUGAAAUAAAUCUUAUGAAUGUGACAGAUUUGGAAAGCUUUUAGUGGGCAGUAAACCCUAUCAUGUGAUCAUCAGAGAUCAUGAAUUAAUAAAUAUUUCUGUGGAAAAGCAUCUGCCUAAAAGUAAAACUUCAGUAGAUGUCAGAUCACACUAGAAAAUAGUUUUGUCUUGCAAUGUAUAUGGCAUAAUUUGCAUUCAUUUAUAUUUUUUCCUAAUUUGCCAGGAAAUGCAUACAGAAAUAACUCAUGAAUGCAUUCAAUUUAAUAGUCUUUAGCAAAACCUUAGACAAUGAAGGAAAGAAACCUUGACUGCAAAAGCUUUCUGUCACAAGUCUAAGCAGAAUAGUAUAUGUCACCUGCAGUUGGUGACGGGAUACCUUCACCAUAUUUCUGAUUGCCUUGCCAUUGAGUUAAGUUUUAAAUAGUGGCAGUUACUCUUCUCAUGGAUCAGAUUUCAAUAUACACAACACAAAAGUGUUCCAUUCUGUAAUUAACUUUUACAUUUCUUUAGAUCCAGCUUAAAAGAUGGGUUAAUAUACAAAAUACCUGAUUAGUCAGUACUCCUGAAAAAAAUUGAGGACAUAAAUGUGAAUAAGACCAAGAAAUGGCCACAGAACAGAGAAAAUGGAGGAAACAUGAUGUCUAAAUACAAUAUUGUAUUUUGGGUUGACUCCUGGGACAGAAAAAAAUAAUGGUAGUGAAAAAGCUGUGAAAUCCGAGUAGAAUCUAUAAUAUGGUUCCAUAUUAUACCAGUGUUCAUUUCUCAGUCUGAUAAAUGUACCAUGGUUAUAUAAGAUGUUCACAUGAGGGGAAGUCAAAUGAAGGUUCAUAUGAACUUUGUAGUAAUACCUUGUGACUUCUGUGUAAAUAUAGAAUUUUCCCAAAAUAAAAAGUUUAUUAAAAGUAGGUCUAAUUCUAUGUCAGUUAUAUGUCAA
Molecule: messenger RNA, 3279 nt
Organism: Molossus molossus (Pallas's mastiff bat)
Lineage: Eukaryota; Metazoa; Chordata; Mammalia; Chiroptera; Molossidae
Product: zinc finger protein 615-like
Exons: 1
Coding region: 21-1625 (534 amino acids)
Biological process (GO): regulation of transcription by RNA polymerase II
Molecular function (GO): RNA polymerase II cis-regulatory region sequence-specific DNA binding; DNA-binding transcription factor activity, RNA polymerase II-specific
Source: RefSeq, a predicted model, not a curated record